UAGACCGGCCCCACCGAGUGCCCGAAACCGUAGCAGGAGUUCAACCUUCGCAGUUCGCACUCUCUCCUUCUCCCAAUUCCCUCUCUUUAAUUCUGCGUCUCAUUCGAAUCAAUGAAAUGAAAAGUGAAUUCAGCGGUGAGCGAUAAACACAUCAACAUGCGAGGGCAUGAUCGGAUCAACACGUUCCUCCCGGACGAGCUGAUCCUGGAGGUGUUUACGCACUUGGAUUCCAAGGCCAGCAGGGACUCCUGUUCCCUGGUGUGUAAGCGGUGGCUGGCACUCGAGCGUCUCAGCCGGACCACCCUCCGAAUCGGUGCCUCGGGGACACCCGAUAUCUUCCUCAGGCUCCUUGCCCGCCGAUUUCUUUGUGUUAAGGCCAUCCACAUCGACGAACACCUCUCUGUUUCUCUCCCUGUUCAGCCCAGAAGAAGACGUGGUAGUGAUAGAUCUACACUUCCAUAUCAUAAGCUGCAUUAUUUUGGUGAAAAAAGUGGAUAUGAAGACAGUGAGACUGAACCCUACUUUCUUUCUGAUGCUGCAUUGAGUUCUAUUGGCGAAGAGUUUCCACAACUGGAAAGGUUAAGCUUAAUCUGGUGCUCCAAUGUAUCGUGUUCGGGUUUAACUUCCCUAGCUUCUAGUUGUGAUUCCUUGAAAUCCCUGGAUUUACAGGGUUGCUAUGUUGGUGAUCAAGGUCUCUCUGCUGUUGGAAAGUAUUGUAAACUACUUGAAGAUUUGAACUUGCGGUUUUGUGAAGGCUUGACUGACUUGGGUUUGGUUGAAUUAGCCCAAGGCUGUCGGAAGUCACUAAAAUCUCUUGGUGUUGCUGCUUGUGCAAAAAUAACUGAUGUAUCACUGGAAUCGGUCGGAGCUCAUUGCAAGUCUCUUGAGACCUUAUCAUUGGAUUCAGAAUUCAUGCACAACAAAGGGGUCGUUGCUGUGGCCCAAGGAUGCCCUGCAUUGAAAAUUUUGAAGCUUCGAUGCGUCAAUGUUACAGAUGAAGCUUUGAUGACUGUGGGCACAUCAUGUUUAUCACUAGAGCUACUGGCUUUGUACAGUUUCCAGCAAUUUACUGACAACUUGAUCUGGCCUGUUUCCCUGGGCAGGGGUUUACAUGCUGUUGGGAAGGGGUGUAAGAAGUUGAAAAACCUUACCUUAAGUGAUUGCUAUUUCCUGACUGACAACGGAUUGGAAGCAAUUGCAACUGGUUGUGCAGAACUUACACAUCUUGAAGUAAAUGGCUGUCACAAUAUUGGAACUUUGGGAUUGGAGUCCAUUGGAAGAUCUUGCCGGUGCCUUACAGAGUUGACAUUAUCAUAUUGCCAAAAGAUUGGUAAUAAUGCUCUUCAGGAAGUUGGAAGAGGCUGUAAAUUCUUGCAAGCUCUCUAUUUGGUUGAUUGCUCUGGGGUUGGAGAUGAUGCCAUUUGCAGUAUAACUAGUGGUUGCAGGAACUUGAAGAAGCUUCAUAUUCGUCGAUGUUACGGGAUUGGAAACAAGGGAAUCAUAGCUGUUGGUGAGUUUUGUAAGUCUCUUACGGAUCUUAGCCUUCGGUUUUGUAAUAGGGUAGGGGAUGAUGCCCUUAUUGCCAUCGGCCAGGGGUGUUCCUUAAAACAUCUAAAUGUAAGUCGCUGUCACCAGAUUGGUGAUGCUGGAAUAAUAGCUAUUGCUAGAGGAUGCCCUGAACUCACUUACCUUGAUGUAAGCGUCCUUCAGAAGUUGGGUGAUAUGGCAAUGGCUGAGCUAGGAGAAGGCUGCCCAUCACUGAAGGAAAUAGUUUUGUCACACUGCCGUCAGAUUACGGAUGUUGGUCUUGCUCAUCUUGUGAGAAAUUGCACCAUGCUGGAGACCUGCAACAUGUUUUAUUGUCCAAAUGUAACUUCAGCUGGAGUUGCCACUGUAGUCUCUGGUUGCACAAGCAUUAAAAAGGUUAUGGUUGAGAAGUGGAAGGUUAGCCAGAGGACCAAAAGGAGAGCAGGCUCCAUUAUUUCCGACCACUGCAUAGACCUCUAGGUCCGCAUCAUAGGGCGGCGAUGCCUUUGCACUUUCAUGUAUAAGAUUAUCUUGUUAUACAUGUAUUAAGAGAGCAAAAAGAUAGGAGAAAUGUGCUGGAGUACUCUCGAAAGACUGCACCAUAGUGAGAGUUCGAAGCUGAACCUGCAGACAGUGUUUUAAGUUCCAGUUCUUGUUGGCCGGUCGUACCGGUUAUGCCAGAUACCGGAGGGCCUCUCCAGUAGGUUUACUUUUUAUGCCGUCUAUUUACCGGACUAGUCAAAACUGGUAUAAACCGGCGGUUUGCCGAUCUAAGUACUGGUUGGCAUAUAAUUUUUUUUCAUCUCCUUC
This is a messenger RNA of Tripterygium wilfordii, 2337 nucleotides long. RefSeq names its product F-box/LRR-repeat protein 4-like. Gene Ontology annotation, molecular function: protein binding. NCBI's taxonomy places the organism in Eukaryota, Viridiplantae, Streptophyta, Magnoliopsida, Celastrales, Celastraceae. The transcript has 8 exons. Bases 157 to 2007 code for a protein of 616 amino acids. Gene Ontology annotation, biological process: SCF-dependent proteasomal ubiquitin-dependent protein catabolic process. Gene Ontology annotation, cellular component: SCF ubiquitin ligase complex. The record is from RefSeq and is a predicted model, not a curated record.